AUGGAUUCUCAGGAUCCUGAAUCGCAAAAUGAACCAUCAGAGAUCCUUGGAAAUGGGUUGAAAUGGAAAUCGUUGGAGAUUCCACUCGACUUGAUGUCUGAGGGUCUGUUUUCACUGGAGGUACUAGAAGAAUCCGAUUUAUCGCCUCCUAGAACCAAAGAAAAGAAAAGUAAAAAGAGAAAGAUAUCUAACAAGGAAGAAUCUAUCCUAAAACCUACACCAGAGCCCACUGAUGAAGAAAUUCUUAGGGAUACUUCGGAUUGGGUGCAACUCGCUGAACCAGACCAUCCAAUUCCAAUAGCUGUAUUGAGGAAUCUGUGCAAAAAUGAUAUGGUGUCUCCAACCGACAUCCAGAGACUCACUCUCAAACCAUCACUGGUGGAGAAUAAUGACAUUGUGAUAUCCUCAGAAACAGGUUCCGGGAAGACGUUGGCAUUUGUACUACCUAUUGUACUUUCUCUGCUUUCCAAUAGAAGUGAGGAUGUUAUAGAAUCUCUGGUCUUGCUCCCUACCAGAGAGCUCGCUAUUCAAGUAAAAAACAUCUUCAUUUCUAUCGUAGAGAAUACAAUUUUACGGGUGGUCCCAAUCAUUGGUGGUAUUUCUGUUCAAAAACAAACUCGUCUACUGAAGAAAAACCCAGCAAUUGUGGUUGCAACACCUGGUAGGAUAGCAGAAUUCAUUGAGGAAGAAACGGAAAAAAAACCAUUUGAACUUAAGUUCCUGGUUUUAGAUGAAGCAGAUAGAUUUGUUGAAGAUAAUUCAUUCAGAGAACUUCAAAAAAUUGUUUCUCAUGUUCAAAAACCAAAAAUGCGCAACUUCAUAUGUUCAGCUACCAUAUUAAGAAUGAAUUCUAAUUUGAUCUCAUUAUUUAAGUUAUUGAAGAUGAAAAACCCCGUGACCUGUGUAGUAUCAGAUCGCCAGCAGGUUGCUCUUCCUUACGAUGAAUUAAUAAGCACCGGAGCACUUUACAAAAACAGCUCUGAUAUUAAAACUUCAAUGCCAGAAAAUUUGACUUUCAAGGUGAUAAAAACCCUUGAGAAUGAUAAGGAACUGAAAUUGAUAGCAUGCCUUGUCGAUCAUCUAUCGCAAACUGAAAAUAGCAGAUGUCUUAUAUUUGUUAAUACUAUAAGCUAUGUAUAUAGAUUGGAGGCUCUUCUGAGCCUAAUACUUUGGAAAGACAAACAUGAACUGAGAAUCGCAAAAUCCCACUGCGUAACACUGAAUAAACCCACAAUUGUAGACUAUGUUACUAGUCUUCAUUCUAGACUGAAACAAAAGCAAAGACUAAAAAGACUAGAAAAAUUUACUACACACAAGAGGGCUAUACUAAUAUGUACUGAUGUGGCCUCAAGAGGAAUUGACUUGCCAGAUAUUGAUACCGUAGUUCAUUUCCAAGUUCCAAAAAGUAAUUCUAUUUUUGUGCACAGAUCUGGAAGAACAGCACGUUUGCAGUCACACGGUAUCUUUGUAUGUUACCUCCACAAAAUGCAUUCAGGUGUUUCAAUUUGUAUAUGUUCAUGUAACGAUAUGGAUGCAUGGAAGAAGUUGUUUGCGGAUAUAAAGAAGGAUAUCAAUCACGUUGAACCUCUGUUGGAUUGCGUACCCCCAAAACUUUACCAACGCUAUAAAACGUUGCUAACACUUGCAAACGAUAUAGAACAAGAAGAACAUAAGUUCUCCAAGGAAACUAAAAUUGACUCCUGGUUUGAAAAGGCCGCAAGGGAAGCGGAUAUAGAACUUAGUGAUUAUGAAAAUGAAGCUGAAGCAUCGGCGAAACGAUCAAAAAAGUACAAGUCCAUGAAAUCUGGAAAACGAAAGCUCUUGGAGAUUCGUUCCGAACUUGGAAUGCGCCAAUAA
Molecule: messenger RNA, 1857 nt
Organism: Theileria equi strain WA
Lineage: Eukaryota; Apicomplexa; Aconoidasida; Piroplasmida; Theileriidae
Product: DEAD box ATP-dependent RNA helicase family member protein
Exons: 9
Coding region: 1-1857 (618 amino acids)
Cellular component (GO): nucleolus
Molecular function (GO): ATP binding; nucleic acid binding
Source: RefSeq, a predicted model, not a curated record